UGAACUUUUGACAUUAUCCAUCUAUCAACUACGCCGACCUCUGACGACGGGACUCACUCUCUACACUUUGCAUAGCCGGCACAAACUACACCGGCAGAGCUCUGUGACAGGUUCCAAGCCCUCAUCGUACAGAGAUAUUGUUGCUCCAACUCUUGCACCCACAGGCCGCAUCGCAUAUCCAUCCAAGAAGCCAUUCCCCCCAUCUAGUCAACGGCGAUCUCUCUUUUGCGGCUAUCAUAUACCCGGCGACGCACCAACUUCUCCAGUCGCAGUGCCAUGGCCUCUCCAACUACACAGCAGCCUGUGGGCGCAUCAACUACGCUGCCAAACAAACCCGAAAACAAGCUCCCACCCAUUCCAGAUGGCUCUCGAAUCCGCAAACGCCCCCUUCCCCUCCCUCCUCACCGGCGCACCUUGAAGUCGGCCACAUCCUCUGUCAAUUUCCAAAACCAGACGACACCCGACAUUGAUGGCUACCUGCCCCCUCCUCGCGCGAAUCGCACCCAGAUCAUCAAGGUGGCCUCUUCGGCCUCCCACAUGUCACUUGUAAAACGCGUACGAAAGGCACUGGAGAGCGCCCGAAAUAACCAACAGGGAACAACAAAAGGUCUGCCCUUGGCAGCACGUGUUGCAGCUCUGGGUGCGAAGAAUGGGAGAUCAGACCAAACCGGGCCAAUAUCAGAUGCACUGGAUGAUGUCGUGCUUAUUGCGACGGGGAGGGCAAUUCAGAAGGCGGUUGAGGUGGGGGCCUCGUUCACGAGAGAAGGAGAUUUGAUUGUGAUUGCGAGGACGAGGACGGUACAGGCAGUGGACGACAUCGAAAUGAUGGACGAGGAUGCGGAGGAGGAGGACUCGGCGCGGGUCAGACAUGUUAGUUGUGUCGAGGUUGGAGUGAGGUGGGCCAGUUGAUUGUAGCAGAAGCCAGGAGAGAUUCACUGGGAGAUUCAACAGCAUCAUCACAUUGGCGUUUUGGGCGGUUAUUGGAUAUGCAAGGGAAAUAUGACAUGGGCGUUGUUUGGGUUUUGGCUUGAAGUGGGCAUAAUUGGUGGGGGAUAUACCCGGAGGCCAUAUGUUAUACGUUUGGGGACACGAUCAUGAUCUGUGGACUAGGGUUUUUUUUUCCGUCAAAUGAUGUGGCGAGGGCCAGCUCUACUGCGUUUUCUCGAGUCACGCGAUGGUGCAAGACGCUUAUUGCACAUGGUACAACUGUCGAAGCAUAUAUGGCAUCGAAUACUCUCCUGCCGCCACUAGGUUACAACAUUUGCAAGUGACAGCAGUCUCAGUCGG
Messenger RNA from Podospora pseudocomata, 1287 nucleotides. RefSeq lists its product as uncharacterized. The coding region runs from base 277 to 909 and encodes 210 amino acids. The record is from RefSeq and is a predicted model, not a curated record. Gene Ontology annotation, cellular component: nucleolar ribonuclease P complex; ribonuclease MRP complex. Gene Ontology annotation, biological process: tRNA 5'-leader removal; nuclear-transcribed mRNA catabolic process, RNase MRP-dependent; rRNA processing. Lineage: Eukaryota; Fungi; Ascomycota; Sordariomycetes; Sordariales; Podosporaceae. Gene Ontology annotation, molecular function: RNA binding; ribonuclease MRP activity; ribonuclease P activity. The transcript has 2 exons.